This is a messenger RNA of Ailuropoda melanoleuca (giant panda), 5875 nucleotides long. RefSeq names its product adhesion G protein-coupled receptor D1 (gene ADGRD1). Bases 998 to 3877 code for a protein of 959 amino acids. Lineage: Eukaryota; Metazoa; Chordata; Mammalia; Carnivora; Ursidae. The transcript has 27 exons. Gene Ontology annotation, biological process: adenylate cyclase-activating G protein-coupled receptor signaling pathway; cell surface receptor signaling pathway. Gene Ontology annotation, cellular component: plasma membrane. Gene Ontology annotation, molecular function: G protein-coupled receptor activity. The record is from RefSeq and is a predicted model, not a curated record.
UGUGUGUGGGGAGUGUGAGCCUUGUGCAAACGUGUGUGAGUGUGUGUGAGUGUGAGUGUGGAUUUGGGGUAGAUUGGAGAAACUUGGUCUCGAGUAGACUAAGGCUCGGGAGGGCCAAGGGUGUGACUGUUAUCCCCUGGAGAACAGGAUCCUGGAUGCGGGCGGUUACAGGGUUUGGCGGGGUUACAUCAAGGACUCUGUGAAUAAUCGCAUAGUCUUCCCCUGCCUCAGAAAGGGUUAAAGAGAAAAAUGUCCUCGGCACUUAUCUGGAGGCACGUGGGUGUGGUUUAUUUUCCUUUUCCAUCUGUGGAUCACCUUCUUGCUUCCUUCAGACCAACAAGGCUCUGCUGCCACGCAGUUUAAGGCUUGUCGUCCUUUUCCUCGUCGGAGCAUUCUCUGACCUCGAGGGUGCUGGCGGGAGGCGUCUGACCCCCGCAGACGCCCGGGCCCGUCUGGGCCGCCAGCUGCUCUCAACGGACCGGUGUUAGGACCCAGGAAGGACGCCGCGGCGAGGGGUAUAAAUAGAGAAGCGGAGACGAACAAAGUUUGAGCCGGAGCCUGACAUCAUUGCCUCUCCAGCCCGAGCCGGGGCCGAGCCGGGCGUCGGGCGUCGGGCUGAGUCGGAGCGGACGGCUGGCCCGCGGGUGCUCGGCCGGGCAGGCGGGAGCGCCGGGACCCCGCGCCUCCCCCGUCUUCUCGCGCCGCCCGCGCCACAGGAGGACAGAGGGGCCCGAUUCCAAGCCCGGCGAGACGGACGGGCGCUCCCGAGAGGACGGCCGGCCCCGCGGGGCUCCGGAGCGGCGGCCGGCUUUGGGCUGCCGACCCGGGCGUGCGCGCCGACCGGGCUCGGGUUCGCGGGCUUUCGGGCCGGCUGCGUCUCGUCUCACACACCGAGCAGAAGCAGACAUUCCUCUUUCCGGAACCUGUGAAAAUGCCCCUUUCCUGGGGAAGUGAAAGUUAGGGAGUCCGCCCGGACGGCGCUCGAAGUCGGGGAGCCAUGAGGCGGCCGCCGCGCUGGGCCGGGCAGGCCUGGCUGCUGCUGCUGUGCUGCCAUCUCCGGGUGCGCGGAGCCUACUCCAGGUCGCCGGCCCAUCCAGGGUUUGAGGUCUUGGCUUCCGCUUCCCAUUACUGGCCGCUGGAGAAUGUGGACGGCAUCCAUGAACUUCAGGACACACAUGGAGUGUUGCGAACCCACAACCUCACUGUGCUUCCUUCCCAUAAUUCUACCUUUGUUCGUACCAAUGACUCUGCCUACUCAAAUUUCUCUGCGACCGUAGACAUCGUGGAAGGGAAGGUCAGCAAAGGUAUCUACCUCAAAGAGGAGAAAGGAGUCACCCUUCUCUACUAUGGCAGGUACAAAGCAUCUUGCAUCAGCAGCCCAGCUCAGUGUGACCCCGACGGGGUCACGUUUUCUUUCUUCUGGAAGACACAAGGAGAGCAGUCCAGACCGACCCCUUUUGCCUACGGGGGACAGGUCAUUUCCGACGGCUUCAGAGUCGGCUCCAGCGGCGGCAAGGGCUCCGUGGAGCUGUACACGCGGGAGGACGCCAGGACGUGGGAGGCCACCUUCAGCCCGCCAGGUCCCUACUGGACUCAUGUCCUGUUUACAUGGAAAUCCAAGGAGGGUUUGAAAGUCUACGUCAAUGGGACCUUGAGCACCUCUGACCCAAGUGGCAAAGUGUCUCACGCCUACGGGGAGCCCAGCGUCAACCUCGUGAUAGGGUCUGAGCAGGACCAGACCAAGCGUUAUGAGGACGGAGCUUUUGAUGAGUUCAUCAUCUGGGAACGGGCCCUGACCCCGGACGAGAUCUCGAUGUACUUCACAGCCGCCAUUGGAAAGCAUGCUUUGUCGUCUUCAACGCCACCAAGCUUCUUCAUGACACCCCCGGCCAACACCGUGAUGCCCACCAACGCUUACCAUCCUAUCAUAAUCAACUUGACAGAGACGAGAAAAACCUUCCAGAGCCCAGGAACUGUACUGAGUUACCUACGAAACGUGUCCCUCAAAUUACCCAAUAAGCCUCUCUCACAGGAAAUGGCGUUGAAUCUCACCAAGGUUUUCUUAAAAACCAUGGGAGAGGUUCUUCAACUGCCCAGUUGGGUUGAUGUGUCAGAGGACAAUGCCAUGGUGCUGGGCUUGAUCGAGACCGUUGACACCGUCAUGGGCCACAUCUCUUCCAGCCUGGACGCCGGCAAGUCCCAGGCCGCCAUCAUAGGCUCUUCUUCCAUGGCAGAGUUUUCUGUGGCCAAACUCCUACCCGAGACCAUAAAUUCCUCCCACUACCGCUUCCCAGCCCAGGGUCAGAGCUACAUUGAGGUUCCCCACGAGGCGUUCCGAAGCCAAGCCUGGACCACCAUCGUGGGCCUUCUCUACCACAGAAUGCACGAUUACUUGGACAACAUCCAGCCAGCCAAAACCAAAAUUCCUGAGGCAGCAAAUUACAAGAACCACAAGCUGUCUGCAGCCAGCUACCUGAUUGCUCUGGAGGUGUCCCCGCCGCCCGUGCUCUCCCAGAACCUGUCGGGAUCUCCGCUUGUCACAGUCCAGCUCAGGCACAGGAUGUCCUACAGGCAGCGCAGCGAGGCCACCAACAGCAGCAACCAGGCGUUCCUGUACUGUGCCUUCCUGGACUUCAGCUCCGGAGAAGGGGUCUGGUCCAACCAGGGCUGUGUGCUCACCGAGGGGAAUCUCAGCUACUCUGUCUGCCGCUGCACUCACCUCACCAACUUCGCCAUCCUGAUGCAGGUGGUGCCGAUGGAGCUCACGCGUGGACACAAGGUGGCACUCUCGUCCAUUACGUACAUUGGCUGCUCCGUGUCCCUGGUCUGCCUGGUGCUCACGCUGGUCACCUUUGCCAUGCUCUCUUCUGUCAGCACCAUCCGGAACCAGCGCUACCACAUCCAUGCCAACCUGUCCUUCGCCGUCCUCGUGGCCCAGAUCCUCCUGCUGGUCAGCUUUGGCUUCACGCCUGGCACAGUGAGUAGGCCCCUCUGUCCCUCUCCUUUCUCCCUCUGGUGUCACCGGGGCUGGCACCUUCUGCUGGUUUCUUCAACUCCGAAUUCAGACCACAUCCUCCAGACAGUCGGGCAGGGGCUCGUCCAGGAGAGGCACAGAAGAAGGCCUGCCUCAGGGCGCCUGGGUGGCUCAGUCAUUAAGGGCACCAAGCGGUCCUGCUGGAGGGAUGUGCCCGUGGGAAGAACCCCACGGCAGACGGAGAGUGACCCUGGGGGCCAGUCCUGGAGUGGCUGGUGGGGAGGGGAUGGGGCAGGUGGGGAAGGGGGGAUAGGAUGGGGUUUUCCUCUCCUGAUCUGUAUCAUUUCAGUAUCAUUUGCCAUGGACAGUUAUGGAACAAGCGUAAACUGCUGGCUGUCCAUCUCGAGCGGUGCUGUCUGGGCCUUCGUGGCCCCUGCGCUGUCCAUCAUUGUGGUCAAUGCGGGCAUCCUCAUCGCUGUGACCAGGGUCAUUUCGCAGAUCAGCGCGGACAACUACAAGAUACAUGGGGACCCCAGCGCCUUCAAGUUGACAGCAAAAGCCGUGGCCGUGCUGCUACCCAUCCUGGGAACUUCGUGGGUCUUUGGCGUGCUUGCUCUCAACAGCCAGGCCUUGGUCUUCCAGUAUAUAUUUGCCGUUCUCAACUCCUUACAGGGGUUUUUCAUCUUCCUUUUCCAUUGUCUCCUGAAUUCAGAGGUGAGGGCUGCCUUCAAACAUAAAACCAAGGUCUGGACUCUGACGAGUAGCUCCGCCCGCAACACGAACGUGAAGCCUUUCAGCUCCGACAUCAUGAAUGGGACCCGGCCAGGCACAGUGUCCACCAAGCUCAGCCCCUGGGACAAGAGCAGCCAUUCCGCCCACCGAGUGGACCUGUCCACCGUGUGAGCAGGGAGGCUGCUGACUGGCCAUCUUGCUGCUCAGAACACACCCCACAAACUAAACACAAGAAACACUCUGCCUUCACCAUGGGACCCUCUCCUCGUUGCUGUUUGGAUGUGGGGGUCCUGGCCCCCAUGGCAGGCUGUCUCACCUCUGGCCCUCCCCGUGUGACAGAGCCUACUGCUGGGCCCGAAGCCUGAUGCACAGUGGUGGGCGGCCCUCCCAGCUUUCGUCCUCCCGUGGCCAAGUGACUGUCCCCUGGGGCACCCACCGUGUGCAUACAGGACCCUGGGGCUGCGGCACGAGGAGGGCCAGUUAGCCUGGGCACCGUGAUGGGGACUUGGGUCCUGCGGGGGAGGUGAAGACCCCCAGGCACCCCCAGAGGGUCAGGUGGAGGCAGACGGAUGUGUCAGGAGCGUGAAGAAUGUCCUCGACCUGCUGAAUCAGCUCCAGCAAGCUCUGAGAAGAGGGGCCCUGUGCAAGCUGGCGCCCCGCGGGCCACCUCGCCUUCUGGCUGUGCACGGGCUUUGGGCUGGGGGCGCUGGCCGCAGGCCCAGUCUCAAGCGAAUGCCUCUUCUGGGGGAAGAGCCAGGUGGGGCCGCUGCGGGGAGAGCUCCCAGCCCCCCUCAUGAGUGCUCUCUCCACAUUCACUGUCCGCCUUGCCUUGGACCCCGUUGCGCACACCUGAGCCCUCCUGUGGCCCCACAGCUGGUAGCUGCCCUGCUGCUGGGUUUCCCACGGCCUCGCUUCCCCUGAGCUUUCUGUUGGUCACGUACAGACACCUUCUGUGUUUCUCACGGGCAGAUGCCGGCGGUGGGUAGCAAGUGUGUUCCGUGUGGCCACAGAGGCCACGGAGGCCGGCUGCUGCCCACAUGGCCGCUUGUGCCACGGCCCUGGGCAGGGUGGUCUGAUGGUGGCCAUGUCUUCUGGUCGCUGUUGGUUUGUGGACUGGGGCUGGGCCCCCAGGAAAUGGAGUGACCGUUACCGCUGCGUAUGUGGGCAGGACCCUUGGGACACCAGGGCCUGUGACCUUAGAUGUGACCCCCACUGCCAUGGAACAUCGGGAAGGAGGCUGGGAAAGCUCAGACCAGGCGUCAGCGGUGACAGUGUGUGUGAGCCGCGUGGGUCAGACAUUCAGACCUGUAGCUGAUACUGGAAAAUCUUCUGUAAACUGUGACCGUGGUGGCACCAAGCUUUGCCCGCCCCACAUGCCCGCCGGGUCUCGGGGGCCUUUCCUGUGUAGUUCUGCGUGUCUUAUCCCUCCUUCUCAGGUGCCACCCCGAUCACGAUGGUGCCAUAGUCACCCACCCACAGGCAUGUCCCGCGCGGGGAGGGGUUGGACCGAGAGCCGUGUGUCGAUCACGGCACAUCUUUGUCCUCGUGUCCCUGCGAGGCCCCGGGUGCAGCAGCCGACCCAGCACGGGGUGACCCAGCACAGGGUGACAGUGCAGUUGCCUCUCUGCGGCCCCUGGGGACGGGCAGGGGCCUGGAGCGCUGCUGAGACCCCGCACGUAGUGAAAAGGCCGAGUGUGCCCAGCCCCUGCCCAGGCUUCUCCUCGCGAUUCCAGAAACCAGAUGGCUUGUAACUGGGUGUUGGAUCCUCGCCGUGCCCGCGAGCACCUGGAAGUGAGAACACUGUAUCCUGAGAUCUACACGUGGGUUUUUGUCUCUUUCGUUUCUGGUGAAGCAAAUCGUAAGGAACUGUCUUUCCUUUAGGUGGACUUCGUUUUAGACUCCGCGUAUUUGCUCUUCGCGGCUAAUCCAUCAAGCGGAGUCCUGAACAAACGGUUUCUAAUGAAGGAAAGCAGUGCCCUUUAUUUAUAGGCUACAGAUUUGGGCUUCUGCCGUGCGCCGUCAUCUACACGUAAUUUGGCCAAAGAUGAUAAAUUGGAAAGAAUCGUGUGUUUAGAGUAGUUCACAGCACAGGAAAAAUGAUGAAUGCCACUAAGUAGUGAAAAUAUGUUGUGAUUUUUUUUAUGAAAUAAACUCUCAAUGUCCUUUAGA